CAGUAGAUGUGACCACAUCCCCAUGAGAGCUGAGGAAUAUUUUGAUCCCAAGUUUUACUAUUCAAUUCGAGUGCUAGAGCAAAUUCUACUGCCCCUGAAAUCAGAAGGCACACAGCUUUUCUGGAAGCGAUUGCAUGUCUGUUCUAUGGUGAUGUGAAACUUGAUAUUAGGCUAAAUUGAUUGUAUUUGUUUAGGCUUCUUGGUAUCUCAUCUCAAUCGUUGUGCUUUAGCAAAAAUAUUCUUUUACAAAGUACCAUUAGGCUUAGAUAAAUUUCUGGAAAGCAAUGGAAAAAGAUGAUAUCUACACGAAAGAUGGGACAGUGGAUUACAAGGGAAAUCCUGCUAACAAGAAGGAAACAGGAACCUGGAGAGCCUGUCCAUUUAUCAUAGGAAAUGAAGGGUGUGAAAGAUUGGCAUACUAUGGGAUGAGCACCAAUCUGGUGCUUUAUUUCAAGCAUCGGCUGAAUCAGCAUAGUGCAGUUGCCACUAAAAAUAACCAGAACUGGGGUGGAACAUGCUACAUCACACCAUUAAUUGGAGCAUUUCUGGCUGAUGCGUAUCUAGGAAGAUAUUGGACAAUUGCCUGUUUCUCAAUCAUCUAUAUUUUUGGAAUGACACUUUUAGCAUUGUCUGCAUCAGUCCAUGGCAUAAGGCCAAGAUGUUAUACAAAAGAUAGCUGCGAUCCAACAGACACACAGAGCGCUAUGGCCUUUCUAGCACUUUACCUGAUAGCACUAGGAACAGGAGGAAUUAAGCCUUGCGUUUCAUCAUACGGAGCUGAUCAGUUUGAUGACACGGAUGAAAAAGAGAAGAAACACAAGAGUUCUUUCUUCAAUUGGUUCUAUUUUUCCAUAAACAUUGGUGCUCUUAUCGCUGCUUCUGUGCUGGUGUGGGUACAAGAUAAUGUGAGCUGGGGGUGGGGCUUUGGCAUCCCAGCUAUCGCCAUGGCAAUAGCUGUCUGCUUUUUCUUUUCAGGUACUCGUUUGUAUCGAUACCAAAAGCCUGGAGGCAGCCCUCUCACACGCCUCUGUCAGGUGUUGGUGGCAUCCAUCAGGAAAUAUAAGGUUGCAGUACCUGCUGAUAAGUCUAUUUUGUAUGAGACGGCAGAUGCGGAGUCCAAUAUCAAAGGAAGCCGCAAGAUUGACCACACAACAGAUCUCAGUUUCUUUGACAAAGCGGCAGUGGAAACUGAAAGAGACCACAUAAAGGGCUCAAACCUGUGGAGACUUUGCACAGUGACACAAGUUGAGGAGCUGAAAGCUAUAAUUCGGUUGCUCCCAAUAUGGGCCUCUGGGAUCAUCUUUUCCACCGUGUACAGUCAGAUGGGCAACUUAUUUGUGUUGCAAGGUGAAAGAAUGGAUACUCGCGUCGGUCACUCUAAAUUCAGGAUCCCACCAGCAUCGCUUUCCAUCUUCGACACCCUCAGUGUGAUAUUUUGGGUGCCAAUCUAUGACAGAAUCAUUGUCCCAGCGACAAGAAGAUUCACUGGUCACAAGAAUGGCCUAACUCAACUUCAGCGGAUGGGCAUCGGCCUCUUCAUAUCAAUAUUUGCCAUGGUAGCUGCAGCAUUUCUGGAGCGCGAAAGACUGAAAAUGAUCAGAAGGCACAACUACUAUGAGCUAAAGGAAAUGCCCAUGACAAUAUUCUGGCAAGUGCCACAGUACUUCCUCAUUGGGUGCGCAGAGGUUUUCACAUUCAUUGGACAGUUGGAGUUUUUCUAUGAACAAGCACCUGAUGCAAUGAGGAGUUUCUGCUCUGCUCUAUCACUCACCACCGUUGCUCUCGGUAGCUACUUGAGCUCUCUGCUUGUGACUAUUGUUACCAGUGUGACCGCUAAGGAUGGGAAGCCCGGAUGGAUACCAGACAACCUAAACUAUGGUCACGUUGAUUACUUUUUCUGGCUCUUGGCAGCACUGAGUGUGCUAAAUUUAGCUGUUUUUGUCUGGAUUGCGAAUUGGUACACCUACAAAAGGGCAGUGGGAACUCUUCGUUGAUUAUUUCUAUGGUGGCUUGUUCAAAGCAACUGUAAAUUAUUCACUCGCUGGUUGCGAAAAAUUAAGGAAUGUUCCCCCUUAUUAUGUAUGAAAUAUGGUCGCUUCAUGUCAAUGUUUCAAAAUAAUGGGUGAAAAAGUUGAAGAGUAUAUGUUAUGACAGAACAAGGUGAAAACGUUGAAGAGUAUAUGUUAUGACAAAAUGUAAGCAAAAAUCAUUUUAUUAC
This is a messenger RNA of Theobroma cacao (cacao), 2218 nucleotides long. Its product is annotated as protein NRT1/ PTR FAMILY 8.1-like. The record is from RefSeq and is a predicted model, not a curated record. Gene Ontology annotation, cellular component: membrane. Lineage: Eukaryota; Viridiplantae; Streptophyta; Magnoliopsida; Malvales; Malvaceae. Gene Ontology annotation, molecular function: transmembrane transporter activity. Gene Ontology annotation, biological process: oligopeptide transport; transmembrane transport.